Coprinopsis cinerea okayama7#130 is the source of this 1431-nucleotide messenger RNA. RefSeq names its product hemolysin. The record is from RefSeq and is a predicted model, not a curated record. NCBI's taxonomy places the organism in Eukaryota, Fungi, Basidiomycota, Agaricomycetes, Agaricales, Psathyrellaceae. The transcript is spliced from 16 exons. Gene Ontology annotation, cellular component: intracellular membrane-bounded organelle. Bases 1 to 1371 code for a protein of 456 amino acids. Gene Ontology annotation, biological process: magnesium ion homeostasis.
AUGCCUACUCGGAUAUCUGGAAAUGCAGCUACUUUUCGACUGUCUCUCCUCACGCUUAUCGCGCACAACUGUGUUCGUGCGGUGUUAGGUUCACCGUUCGCUGUUUCGAACACCCAUGUUCAUACUUCUGGACACCAUAAGAACGAAGGGUCGCCCCCCAGCUCGGUGGAAUUUUGGUACCAUUUGGCGAUCAGUGCUGUAUUGGUUCUCGUCGGUGGAGUGUGCGCUGGGUUGACACUGGGUUUGAUGGGGCUGGAUGAACUUCAUCUUCGAGUGUUGGCUGCGUCGUCGGAGGACGUGAAUGAGAAACAAAAUGCGCAGAAAGUUCUUAAUCUAAUGCAAGGGAGGCGACACUGGGUACUCGUGGUCCUGUUACUCAGCAAUGUGGUCGUCAACGAGAGUUUACCCAUUUUUUUGGACAACGCACUAGGUGGAGGCGUAUCGGCUAUCAUUCUCUCAACAGCAGCCAUCGUGAUUUUCGGAAUCAUCCCUCAGGCCGUCAGUGUCCGCUACGGACUGGCCAUUGGGGCGACAUGUGCGCCUCUAGUCUCGGCCAUGAUGCUGGUCAUGGCUCCGAUCACAUACCCAGUUGCGAGGCUAUUGGAUUGGGCGCUUGGAGCUGGAGAGCGGCAUACGUAUCGCAAGGCCGAGCUGAAGUCAUUGCUGCAGUUCCACAAGACGGGAGAGGAACCUUUGCGGGAUGACGAGAUUAACAUCCUCAGCGGAGUGCUUGAGCUUGGAUCCAAGAAUAUCGAGACGUUGAUGACGCCGUUACAGGACACCUUCGUCCUUAGCUCGGAUGAUAUUCUCGACCAGAAGGCUGUCAAUGCGAUCAUGAAUAGUGGAUACUCGAGAUUUCCUGUCCACCUCCCUGGUCGUCCCAAAGCGUUUAUCGGCUUAUUGCUAGUAAAAAAGCUUCUCACAUAUGAUCCUAAGCAGGCGUUGCCCGUCUGCGCUUUCCCCUUAUCCAUCCUUCCGGAAGCGCAUCCUUCAAUAAACUGCUUUCAAGCCCUCGACUACUUUCAAACUGGUCGGGCCCAUCUUCUCCUGGUCAGUCUUACGCCUGGACAUGAAGGAGGUGCUCUGGGAGUCGUCACGCUGGAAGAUAUCAUUGAGGAAAUGAUAACAGAAGAGAUCGUCGACGAAACCGACAGAUAUUCCGACAACCAGAGCAAAGUCAUCGCACCACGAGCAGCGACGGAGCUGAUCAUGAACAACAUUGUCGAAAGAGAAGUAUACGCGCCAUCAAGCUACUGCGACGAGACCUCGUCGCUGAUAAGUUCUGGAACGGGUUCAUCACUUUCACGGACGUGUUCCAAUCUGAAUUAUCAAAGUAUCAACCCGGUCAAUGUGGGCGCAAGCACGAUGUAGAGAUAUAGUUGUAUACCUUUGUUAGGAUUUCUUGGGUUUAUCAAUAGACGGAUAUGGUGA